AUGAAGCACAAUCGCGGGAAAGGAGACACCACGAAAACCCUAAUUCAGAAUCUGGUUCACCGUCGACCUGCUCACCCUCUUCUCUCUCGACUGGAGAUGCCACAAAACCUUGCUCGUCGCACUCGCUUGCCGUCACCCUCUACUCAUCGCCUUCACCGUCUUCGAAGAGAACUUGGAGCAGACUUUGCCCUCAAUCAAGCAGCUCUGAAUCUUGUUCGAAUUCUUCCCUCCGGUGACCCGCUAAUCAACCCCUUCACUAUUGGCGAAGAGACCUACCGCGAAAGAGCACAAUCACAAGAGACCCGCCGCGAAACCCAAUCUCACUGUUCCCGUCGCCGAUGCUCAACAACUUCAAUAUCGUCAAAGAGACCCACCGCGGAAGAGCAUAGUCCACAAUCACGGAAGAGGAAACUUGAAAACCCCAAUCUCUUUCUUCUCACAGCGUCGCCGUCGCAAUUGCCCCUUGAUGCAGGUUCACUGUCGCCGUCGCCCUAA
Molecule: messenger RNA, 495 nt
Organism: Linum trigynum
Lineage: Eukaryota; Viridiplantae; Streptophyta; Magnoliopsida; Malpighiales; Linaceae
Source: the annotation of a GenBank genome assembly